Molecule: messenger RNA, 1719 nt
Organism: Cylindrotheca closterium
Lineage: Eukaryota; Bacillariophyta; Bacillariophyceae; Bacillariales; Bacillariaceae
Source: the annotation of a GenBank genome assembly
AUGAUGUCGGACGACGACGAGGUCGUGGAGGAAUCAUCAUCGACCGCCACCGAAGCACCCAAAGUGCCCAAAAAGAAAAUUGCUGUGGUUGGUGGCGGAUGGGGAGGCUGGGGAGCUGCCAAAGCUCUUUGCCAGUCCAGAGAGGAUAUUGAAGUGACACUGUUGGAUGCGCUACCCGAUCCCACUGGGUUGACACCCUAUCUGUCUAAAUCAGGAAAGCCAGUUGAGGCUGGAACGCGAGGAUUCUGGAAGGACUAUCCAAACAUCAAUUCCAUGUGUGCCGAAUUGGGAAUUGAAGAGAGUGAUGUCUUUACACCUUAUACAAACUCGUCAUUUUACUCACCAGAUGGCUUGGAGGCGACGGCUCCAGUGUUCUCAGAGACAAAGUUUCCAACAACUCAAUUGCCGUUCUUGUCAUCAUUUUCUGGACAGGCUGUUCCACAACUCCCCUCCCCACUUGGUCAAGUGUUGGCUACCUUUCCUCUCUUCGAACGCAUUCCACUCUCGGACAGAGCAUCCAUGGUCGGAUUGUUGCUCGCCACCGUCGACUGUCUUGGAAAUGAUGUCUCAGUCCAAGAAAAGUAUGAUCGCAUGACUGCCCACGAUUUGUUCAUCCGCUUUGGACUUUCCGAACGCUUGGUGGAAGAUUUCAUCAAACCUACACUUUUGGUUGGUCUCUUCAAGCCACCAGAAGAAUUGAGUGCACUAGUGGUGAUGGAAUUGUUGUACUACUACGCAUUGGCGCAUCAAGAUUCCUUUGAUGUGCGUUGGAUUGCCAACGGGACUGUUGCGGAUUCGUUGAUUGCCCCAUUGGCUACAAGUCUGCAAGAUAACUACAAUCUUGAGGUCCUUGGUGGAGCUCGUGUUGAAAAGAUUAGUUUGGAUGAGGAUGGAAUGACUUCCAUCGAAUACUCUAGAGGUAUUGUUGGCAGUCUUGGCGGAACCCAAUCCAUGAAAGUGGACGGUGUUGUGCUUGCCUUGAAUGGAAAAGGAAUGGCAAGUGUGAUUGAAUCCAGUCCAGACCUGUCGCAAUAUCCAACAUUUAGCAAAGCGGCCUCCAUGAAGAAUGGAAUCGAUGUCAUCAGUGUGCGUAUUUGGCUGGACCGAUACGUUCCAACUCGAACUCCAGCCAAUGUCUUUUCUCGAUUCGAAGCUUUGCGGGGAGCCGGUGGGACCUUUUUCAUGCUGGAUCAGUUCCAGAAGGAUGCCGAGGAGAGUCUUUGGGGAGGCGAUGAAGUGCAGGGAUCUGUUCUCGCUUGUGAUUUCUACAAUGCUGGUUCUCUGAUGAGUCUGAGUGAAGACAGGAUUAUUGAUAUUUUGAUGAAGGACCUCCUCCCAGAGGCUGUGCCCGAAUUCCGAAAUGCCAAGGUGGUCGACUCCUGGGUGGGCAAGUAUCCCGGAGCUGUCAGUUACUUCUCCCCUGGAAGCUUUGAUCGUCGGCCUCCUAUGCAAGGAGACCCUGACGUACCCCAAAUCAAGUUUGCCGGUGACUGGGUUCGCAUGGGAGACCAAGAGCAUGGGGCCAAGGGACUCUGUCAAGAGAGGGCAUACGUUUCUGGCUUACAAGCUGCUAAUCUUGUGCUGGACCAGGUAUGUGGAAAGAGCCGAUUGUAUAAGCACCCAGUGAUUCCUGUAAGAGACGAUGAAGCACAAUUCAAGGCCGGAAUUGAAUUAAACAAGCAAGUCAUGAAGGUUCUUCCACGAUUCUGGGUGCGAUAG